Messenger RNA from Adineta steineri, 1341 nucleotides. The record is from the annotation of a GenBank genome assembly. NCBI's taxonomy places the organism in Eukaryota, Metazoa, Rotifera, Eurotatoria, Adinetida, Adinetidae.
AUGUAUAAACUCGAUCUUCCCAUUGAUCAUAAAGAAAAAGCAGCUAUUGAACGACGUCGUCGUGCUGAACAAGAACGUCAAGGACGAAUAUUCAAUUCGAAAUAUCGACAAAUAGGGGUUGAUAAAAAUACUCUUGAUCAACAAAUUCAAGAUCGUAAAUGGAUGGAAGACUUAGAACAAAAACGAGCAUCUGCCUUUGCUAAAGAUGCCGUUCGAAAUGAUACUAUAGCUCAAUUACUUCAACGCCGUCAAGAAUAUGAUGAAAGAGAAAAUAAUCGAGCAGUAAAUGAAUUUCGUGCUUUACAUCAACAACCAUUUGCUCAACGUGAAUGGGAUUUAAAUGAUCCAGACUUCUUAAAGAAAGAUAUGCCAGCACGUAUCUCUGACGAUGAUCCACGUUGUGGUAUAGCUACUUUACAAAAAUUUCAAGGUGAAGAUCUUAAUUCACGUGCACGAGCGAAAUAUCAACAAGAACAAUUACGUGAAUGGUCACGUUUACAGAAAGAAGAUCAACUUCGUGCACAACAAGAACAACAUGCAGCUGAUCGUUUGUUUUUUGCUAAACAAAAUGAAUUAGAUCAACGAGCUGUUGAACUUCAACGAGGUGAAGAACAAUGCCGAAGGGAUAUUAAUAAAUCUGUUCGAAAUUACAAUGACGCAUUAGUAAGUCAUCUAACUAUAGCAUAUUUUUUUCCUACCUCAUAUUAGAAAAUCUUCGAAAAAUAGUAGCCUUAUAUUUUUCUUCUAUCAAAAAAUGUCGUGGUAUAUAAUAUACUAUCAAAAAAAAAAAAGAAAGAACUACAUAUUGUUAAAUUAACUGUGCUUAACACAUGACUUACUCGUAUUGUGUAUAAUUACAGAGCUUUAGCGAAUGAACUUUAAAAAUUUAUUUAAGCACGAAAUAUUGAGUAACCAACAAUGUAAGUUAUAAUUAAAAACAAAAAAAAUGAAGUACUUCUAUGAUGUCACUAGAUUAAUCAAGAUUAAAAUUACAAAUCUAACGAAAAAGAAAACGGGAAAAUAUUCAUAUAUUAAUAAUUCAUUAACAUUGACAUCAUAAUAUACAAAAUAACUUACGCAUGAGGAACAUUCUAUGAUGAAGCAUUGACAUAUACAAAUAUUCAUAUUAUUUAUUUACUUUAAGCUAGAACGAGAAUACUUCAUGUAACACUUAUGUUUAUUUUCGAGAAAAAAAAGCGUAUAGCAGAAGACACAGUACUUAAUGACCGUAGUUUUCAUGGCAAUUAUUAGGGUAGAAAAAAUAGAUUCUUUUUAAUCAUAUUUACAUUCAGAAUAAGACUGAACUAUUUUUCUUUAUUAAUAUAAAAGAAUCAUUUCUUU